Molecule: messenger RNA, 777 nt
Organism: Pogona vitticeps (central bearded dragon)
Lineage: Eukaryota; Metazoa; Chordata; Lepidosauria; Squamata; Agamidae
Gene: BUD31
Product: BUD31 spliceosome associated protein
Biological process (GO): mRNA splicing, via spliceosome
Cellular component (GO): spliceosomal complex; nucleus
Source: RefSeq, a predicted model, not a curated record
GGCCUGCCUGGUGUCGGUGAGGUCAUCGGGAGGCGACGGGAGGCUGCGAAGAGGCGGAAGAGAGCUGGGAGGGUUAACAACAAGCGUCUCCCAGCAGAUCCCCUUUCUUCCCCGAGACGAUGCCCAAAGUGAAGAGGAGCAGAAAACCUCCCCCAGAUGGUUGGGAGUUGAUUGAACCAACUUUAGAUGAGCUGGAUCAAAAAAUGAGAGAGGCUGAGACUGAACCUCAUGAAGGGAAGAGGAAGGUGGAGUCUCUCUGGCCCAUCUUCAGAAUACAUCAUCAGAAAACACGCUACAUUUUUGAUCUUUUCUAUAAGAGGAAAGCCAUUAGCAGAGAGUUGUACGAUUACUGCAUCAAAGAAGGCUAUGCAGACAAAAACUUAAUUGCAAAGUGGAAGAAACAAGGGUAUGAAAACCUCUGCUGUUUGCGCUGCAUCCAGACUCGAGAUACUAACUUUGGAACCAACUGCAUUUGCCGGGUGCCCAAGAGCAAGCUGGAAGUGGGGAGAAUAAUUGAGUGCACUCACUGUGGCUGCCGAGGAUGCUCUGGAUGAAGAACUUUCUUCAAGCAACGCUACCCUUCUGAGAAAUUCCUAAAUGGCUCAUGUGGCAUCAGAGACUAUUCAAGGGAGCUGUGACUUCUCUUUCAUAACAAUCCUGCCAUGAGCGGAUCUCCUUCACACCUCACAAUGCAGAAAUAUUGAAUUGUAAAUGCAGUCGUGCGUAGUAACGUCCUGUCUAACCAUUUUAUUUUCAAAUAAAGUCUUGCCUACUUCA